CACAAAGUAAUAACGGUAAUUUACGUGUAUCACUUAAGUACGAAAGUGUGCGCUUCACCAAUAACCUGAAGCGACAAGCUAUGAGCGAAAGCAAGCACCAAGAAGACUCCCUGCGCUCACGACCAACGGUGGACGUCACGGCCGUGGACAUCUCACCCAACCCGGCCGCACUCACAGAUGAGCUGAACCUGGAAGUGGAUUUCCACUUGGACGUGCCUGUCACCAACGGCGUCUGGGACAUUGAGUAUCUGGUGGACUCUGUCACCAAGCGACACAUUAUCAAACUGGGUCAAGUGGAGGCAACAAACUACGCCCGGGGUGACAAUCAUUUCCAGUUUUCGACCUCGCAAAUCAACAUUUCCGGAAUUCAACCGAGUCAACUGACCAACUGUGGUCUGCUGAUUGCGGCGUUCAAGGGCGAGAGUGGAGAUAUUCUUGAUCUCAAGAUGGUCAUUCAAGUCUCGGAACAACGUGGAGGACUGCAAAGAAUCAUCUACAGCCCGCUGGAAUGAGAAGCAUCGCUAACUCAAAGUGAUAUAGCACUUGCCACCAACACUGGCAAAGUGGCAUGAUACAGAAAAUCUGCUUUCUGCUACUUAGAUUUUUAUUAUUGCAUCUUACUAUUAGGCGCUAGUUGUGCGAAAUACUGUGGAGUGAACUUGACGCACGCCGUUGAGCACCUCGAUACUUUUUGUCGCCUGCAAGUAAAAUCAUUAAGCAACAGAGUGAGAUUGAGUUUACAGCGCCGAAUAAAGUGAAAAAUGGACCACCUGCUCGUC
Molecule: messenger RNA, 779 nt
Organism: Phytophthora nicotianae INRA-310
Lineage: Eukaryota; Oomycota; Peronosporomycetes; Peronosporales; Peronosporaceae
Exons: 4
Coding region: 81-512 (143 amino acids)
Biological process (GO): chromatin organization
Cellular component (GO): nucleus
Source: RefSeq, a predicted model, not a curated record